This is a messenger RNA of Penicilliopsis zonata CBS 506.65, 3957 nucleotides long. RefSeq lists its product as hypothetical. The record is from RefSeq and is a predicted model, not a curated record. Gene Ontology annotation, molecular function: ubiquitin protein ligase activity. Gene Ontology annotation, biological process: protein polyubiquitination. The transcript is spliced from 3 exons. NCBI's taxonomy places the organism in Eukaryota, Fungi, Ascomycota, Eurotiomycetes, Eurotiales, Aspergillaceae. Bases 1 to 3957 code for a protein of 1318 amino acids.
AUGACAAGGUUCCAGGGAGCUUCCACGGACUCGCCGUCGGUUGGCGUUAAGCGGCCGCAAUCCUAUCAGUCGUCGAAACUCCCGCCCAACGCCCCUCGUGUCAUCGCAGAGAAUACUGUCGAUAUUUCGGACUCCAGACAGGUGCUACCCUGGUACAGAGAUGAGCGGCGAAGACAGUUUAAUCUGCUAGUACGGAGAUACAAGAGUCAGGUCCUAUAUGGCUGCCAAAAUCCUGACUGCAUCACUCCCACCUGUGCCAGCUUCCGAAGACGUAUAACCGAAGGACCCUUUCGUCGCUAUACCGAGUUGAGCGCGCGGACACUUGCUUGCUACCUGGCAAGUCAGGAUAAUGCGGAGAGCGGCUUGUGCUGCAAUCCACCAAGAGUGCCGUCAGACUUCCCCACGCCUGAACAUCCCAAGAGAUUUAGUAGGCGGAGUUCUACUACUCCUGUGCAAGAGCUUGAUGGGGAACAUGAUCAGUCGUCGUAUUUGGAUGUGACGCACGCGGAGUCAAACAAUGCCGAUCAGACACCAGCAGAGGAUAUUGCGAUACACGAUGACAUGCCUACACAGAGAAUGAAAGAUCCGAAAUCAUUCACCCAAAAUUUGUUCGAUACACUCUCGUUACGGAUGGUGGAAUGGCUCCCUCUGCGUCGCUCCCCAGAUGCGUUUGAUCCCGGAACAGGCGAAACAUUGAGCCAAGACGCAGCCUCUUACCCGAAACCUCAGCAUCCACGCAAUGGGAGUGCCACAAAGACGAUUAGAUCGGAUCCCGAUCAUGGAUCCCAUACUCCGUCUCAUAAGCAGGGAGGAAAUAACCCGCAGACCCCUUCAUCUCGAGGCAAUGGAACACAACCAGUGGCGAAGGAAGUGAAGUCAUUAAACCAACAUAUGAAACGCCUAUCACUCAGUGAGGUUGAUCACUGGCGCCAGAACCCCCGUCUGUCUAUGGAGGAGAAGACUCGAUUUGAUCCAAAAUCCGGCCGCAAGAUGUCUAUUAGCACGCGUCAAAACCGAAAUGAACCCGUCAGCAUGCCCUCGCCGCCCGCAUUGAAACAUCGUCCGCAGAAGCACCGAGGUAAAUUGAACGAUCAAAGCGAUACUUACCCCGCGGAGUGCAAGAAACAAAGACGCGUGUCUUGGGAUGGGUCGAAAGUCCUUAAUGACCCAGAUUAUCAUGAAGCCCAAAAAUCCGCGAUUCAAUCUUCCGACCUUCAGAAUGCAUCAAAUACCCCUCGCUCGAAGUGUCGCAAAACGGAUAGGAAGAAAAAGAGCUACAAGAUGGAGAACUUUGCUGUUGCACAGAGCGUGAGCCACCUAACAAGCGAAAUCGUCGAUGGACUGAGCCAAAUGAUGAUUGGGUCGGAAGAUGACGCCGACAGGUGGAAGCAGGAGUUAAGUUGCAUGGAAUUAAGCGGUAGUUUCGACAACUCAGAGUGGCGAUACGCAACGCUUCGUCAACGCCAGGUCUUCACAUUUGUCGCCCAGACCGUGUUCUACGUAUUGAGCGGCACCAAGCAAAUUGUCAGUUCCUUUCGCAAGGAACGCGGGGAUGCAGACGACACGAAGGCGAGAACAGCUCCUGAUUUACAAAAUCUUGAAACAUCUCUACGGAACCUUUUCAACAUUUGCCCUCAGGACAUCGCGUUGCAUAGCCUGUGGAAGGCAUUGGAGAGUCUCUUUGUUCCGCCAACAGAUUUCUCUCGACCUGCUAGAAAACCACGCGGUUCAUCGCAUGAUUCACCCAUAGUAACCCCUCUAUUUACACCGAUUAUCCAGCGUCGCGCAUCAGAACCAUUGGAAGAAGAGCCUGUGUCAGAUGUCAAUGCUGCAUAUGUUGCGACGAUUACUCUCUUUGCACUUGUCAGUACUUUGCCUCGAGUGGAUUCACAGACCUGGAAUGAAGUCCUCCAAAUGCGUGCUGCCGGCAAUAUUGCCUCAAACUCGGAGAUGCGACUUCUUUCUUUACCGAGGGCUCGUUCAGUAGUGGAUGUCACGGAUAAGCUCGAGCAUGAAUUGGGCUUGCAACUUGUGAGCCGCUUGGUACGCGCUAUCACCGCUCGCCUCGCAUAUCAUGACAUCUCCAAAGCCCGGCAGAUUUAUUCCUAUGAUUCGCCGAAACAGCAGAAGAAUAGUGUUCUAGACAUGAUUAUGGACAACCUCAGUGAUCACUACCAUUCAACGAUUACCACCCAAGGUGAUCAAGUUUUGGCGCCCUCCGAGACACAGCCUGUCACGGCAAAUUUAAUUGUGGAGUGGCUUCGAACACUGUUCCUGAAGGAGUGGGAUGGCAAACCGGAGAUGGCUCGGAGCAGUGUAACUGGCGGUGUUGUCCAGAUAUUGGCGUCUAUGUACAAAGAACGCCACCGCUUGGGAUUGGCUCCAGAGGACUUCCAUACCUCAUUCUUGUCUGACAGGCUCGAUCCUAUGGAGAUGCCUACAGAAUGGCUGGGCAGCCUGUCGAACAACAAGACGAUACAUGUUCUAUCGUAUCCCUUUCUUUUUCCCUCGUCGGCAUUGGUCAUUUAUUUUCGCGCCCUGAACUAUGCGACCAUGUCGAAGUCUUACGAGACGGCAAUGACCACUACUCGACAUGUCACACAGACCGCAUUCAGUGCCAUCCAAGUACAGGAUGAUGUUGGACUUCUGGGCCGGCUCAAGACCUCCAUGUCGACCUACUUGGUCCUCGUUGUCCGGCGAAGCGAUGUUCUGACCGAUGCGCUUAACCAACUUUGGCGACGUGAGCGACGUGAGCUGAUGCGUCCCCUCAAAGUCCAGAUGGGGAUGGACGAGGGAGAAGAAGGUGUCGACCAUGGCGGCGUCCAACAGGAAUUCUUCCGAGUGGUCAUGGCUGAAGCCUUGGAUCCGCUUCAUGGCAUGUUUACCAUGGACAGUCGGAACCGAAUCUCCUGGUUUAAACCUGGGUCAUUGGAACCGCUGUACAAAUUUGAGCUUCUUGGACUGCUAAUGUCACUUGCAGUCUACAAUGGGCUUACUCUCCCGGUCACAUUCCCUGUGGCCUUAUAUCGCAAGCUACUUGGGCUAAAGGUUAAACAUUUAGAUCAUAUCCGCGAUGGGUGGCCUGAACUCGCCAAGGGUCUUGAUGAUCUUCUGUCAUGGCAUGAUGGCGAUGUUGGCGAUAUAUUCUUGCGGACAUACGAGUUUAGCUUUGAAACAUUUGGUGAAGUGGAGUCUGUCGACAUGCAAAGGGUUGGCCGGGACGAUAUCUGGCCGCCUCCCUCCUUCAGGUCUUCUCGCACUGCCGAGGAUGCAUCUCUGUUGUGUUCUCCCGCUUCACCAUCAACGCCACGCCGUUCCAAAACGUACAGCCCGAGUCCACCAUCUUCAAUGAGUGCCGAGAUGUCCCUUGUUGAAGCUGUCGCCGAAGACCUAACCGGUGAGCAACCGGAUAGGCCUGCAACGCCCACAGACGAAGCCGCUUUGGUGACGAAUGAGAAUCGGAACCAGUUCGUGAAGGAUUAUGUCUUCUGGUUGACCGACAAAUCGGUUCGAGCUCAGUACGAGGCUUUUGCACGCGGGUUCUAUACAUGUCUUGACCGCGCAGCGCUCUCAAUCUUCACUGCCGAGGCCUUGAAAACAGUUGUCGAGGGUAUUCAAGAGAUAAACAUACAGGAAUUGAAGCGCCACACGCGGUACGAAGGAGGUUUUGGACCUUCCAGCCGUGUCAUCCGUGACUUUUGGAGUAUCGUCAAACGGUUCUCGCCUGAGCAAAAGGCGCAUCUUCUCGAGUUUGUGACGGCCAGUGACCGCGUUCCGGUCAACGGCAUCUCGAGCAUCAUGUUUGUCAUCCAGAAAAAUGGCACCGGAGAUGUUCGCCUACCGACCAGUCUGACUUGUUUUGGCCGCUUACUGCUCCCCGAGUACUCUUCCAAAAAGGUCCUGGAGGAGAAACUCACCAAGGCACUGGAGAAUGCUCAAGGCUUCGGAGUCGCUUGA